AUGGCCCUGCAAAUGACAGCUGAAAUGUUCCAAACUGAAUAUCCAGAGGCAGCUGAAUUGAUAAUUAAAAACAGUUAUGUGGAUGAUUUACUUACUUCGGUGGAUACUGUUUGUGAGGCCGAGAAAAUAAUUCGCAACACUGAAAUGCUGUUAAGCUAUGGAGGAUUUCGUGUUAAGCAUUGGAUAAUUUCUGGUGAUGUAGAUGAACAUUUUGCAGGAAUGAAUGUGCUAAAUGCUGAACAGGAAAACAUUCUUGGAAUGUGUUGGUUACCCAAAACCGAUGUCUGGGUGUUCAAGGUGAAACUGAAUUUUUCAUCAAAAAGACGCGGCGUACAUGUAGAAGAUGAUCUCACAGAGGGACAAUUGCAUCUUAUUCCUGAGAAUCCCACUCGGAGAAUGGUUCUAAGUCAAGUUGCAGGCAUAUAUGAUCCUCUUGGGCUGGUUGCUCCAUGUGUAUUGUCUUCAAAAAUUCUCAUGAGAAGUUUAUAUUCCAGAGAGGUUCAGGAUGGAUGGGAUAAACCUAUGAGUGAAGAUAUUAGGACCAAAUGGGUUCAGUUCUUUCGGGACCUCUAUGAAUUACAAACUUUGACAUUCAAAAGGUGUCUUAUGCCAGAUAAUGCUGAAGGUGAUCCAGUUCUUGUUAUAUUUUCUGAUGGAAGUCAACAAGCAUAUGGUGCAUGUGCUUAUAUCAGAUGGCACACUAACAAUAACACAUUUGAAUCAAGCCUAGUGAUCGCAAAAAAUCGAAUCGCACCAGUAAAGCAAUUGUCUACCCCUCGCCUUGAAUUGUGUGGAGCAGUACUUGCAUCUAGACUUCGUCGAAAACUCGUAACAGAAAUGAGUUAUAGAUUUAGCAAAAUUGUGCACAUAAUUGAUUCCAUGAUUGUCAGAGCACAGAUACAACGAGAGAGUUAUGGGUUUGGGACAAUUGUUGCCACACGUGUUGCUGAAAUACAGAGUAUUACAGAUCCUACUGAAUGGUGGUGGGCGCAGGGAGAUCACAAUCCUGCAGACAUGACUACAAGAGUUGCGCCAGCAAGUGCUCUGGGGGCUGACUCCAAGUGGCAAAAAGGUCCAGAUUUCUUGAGAACUCCAUUUGAACUAUGGCCAAUAAGUCAAGAAAACACCUUGGAUAAUGAUCAAAUACCUGACAUUAUUGGAGUCACAAUGUCGGCCACCUCUGAUAAUCACACUAUCCAUAGCAGUACUAUCAUAGACAUUGAUCGAUUUUCCAGCUUGAGGAAACUACUUCGAGUGACGGGCAUUAUUCUGUCCAUUGUUCACUGGAGGACCUUUAGGGGUAUUUGGGACAAAAUCAAGUCGGAAACAUCAGUGGAAGCAGAGACGUGGUGGGUAAAGUUUGCACAAAAGGAAUUACCUGAGGACUGCAUGAAGAAAUUUCAGAGACUCGGGCCAUUUAUUAAUCAAGAUGGGAUUGUAUGUGUUGGACAACGCAUGGCCGAAUGGAUCAAACAAUCAUGGAAUCAGAGGGAAUUCUUUUUAUUGCCAAGAAAGGGUCGUUUUACCGAGUUAGUUGUUCGCAGUGUUCACUGUGAAGAUCAUGCAGGAAUAGAGGUGACCUUGGCAAAGAUAAGAAGUAGAUACUGGAUUCCCUGUGUUCUGAAGAUCAUAAAACGAAUUAAAGAUAAUUGUGUUAUAUGUAGAAAACGGGAUAAGGUAACAAUACAACAGCAGAUGGGUGUCUUACCUUCUUACAGACUUCACCCAUCACCACCAUUUUACAACUGUGCCAUUGACAUAUUUGGACCAUUCACUAUACGUGACACUGUUAAAAAACGAACACAUGGAAAGGCAUAUGGUGUAUUGUUUAAUUGCCUUAACUGCAGGGGUGUUUACAUUGAUUUGGCUGAAGGUUACGACACAGGGAAUUUCAUUGUUGUCUUCAGAAGAUUUGUUUCUAUUCGUGGCAAUCCAAAGCGAAUAAUUUCUGAUGCAGGCACACAACUAGUAGCUGCAGGAAAGGAACUUAAGAAGUAUGAUGUAGAGUGGAAUGUCAUCAAAUCUGCAGAUGGUCCAUGGGAGAAUGGGUGUAGUGAAUCGGUUAUCAAGCAGAAAUGGCAUACUAGCAGGAGGAACUUGGAACGAGGUGACCUGGUGUUAGUUCAAGAUACAAACAUUAUUCGCGGAAAAUGGAAGCUUGCUCAAGUUACUGAGGCUAAGCCAGGAAAAGAUGGAAAACUCAGUAAAUUUGGAGCCAUCAAAGUGUGA
Molecule: messenger RNA, 2229 nt
Organism: Magallana angulata
Lineage: Eukaryota; Metazoa; Mollusca; Bivalvia; Ostreida; Ostreidae
Exons: 3
Coding region: 1-2229 (742 amino acids)
Molecular function (GO): nucleic acid binding
Source: RefSeq, a predicted model, not a curated record